Messenger RNA from Psilocybe cubensis, 1506 nucleotides. RefSeq lists its product as uncharacterized. The coding region runs from base 1 to 1506 and encodes 501 amino acids. The record is from RefSeq and is a predicted model, not a curated record. Gene Ontology annotation, biological process: proton transmembrane transport; ATP metabolic process. Lineage: Eukaryota; Fungi; Basidiomycota; Agaricomycetes; Agaricales; Agrocybaceae. Gene Ontology annotation, molecular function: proton-transporting ATPase activity, rotational mechanism; ATP binding. Gene Ontology annotation, cellular component: proton-transporting V-type ATPase, V1 domain. The transcript has 9 exons.
AUGACGAACGCCAGGCUUAGUGAUAGGGAGCUGGCAAACAUCAACGCCGCUGCGGUGACGAGGGAGUAUCGCAUUAAGCCUCAUCUCGUGGUUCUGGAUAAUGUCAAGUUCCCUUCAUACAAUGAGAUUGUGCAGCUAACGCUCCCGGACGGGACGAAGCGUGGCGGGCAGGUGCUCGAGGUGCAGGGCAAGAAGGCGAUUGUGCAGGUGUUCGAGGGCACGUCGGGCGUUGAUGUCAAAGCGACGCACGUUGAGUUCACAGGCGCUAGCAUGAAGCUCCCCGUUGCAGAGGACAUGUUGGGCCGUAUCUUCAACGGCUCCGGAAACCCUAUCGACAACGGACCGAAAGUGUUCGCAGAGGAUUAUCUUGAUAUCAAUGGGUCUCCAAUUAACCCUUAUUCCCGCAUCUAUCCUGAGGAAAUGAUCCAAACGGGUAUCUCGACUAUCGACACUAUGAACUCAAUCGCGCGUGGACAGAAGAUCCCCAUCUUCUCAGCUGCUGGUCUGCCCCAUAACGAGGCAACUGGCUUGGUCAAGCGACCGACCAAAGACGUACAUGAUGGGCACGAAGACAAUUUCUCGGUCGUCUUCGCUGCGAUGGGUGUGAACAUGGAGACAGCGCGCUUCUUCAAGGAGGACUUUGAGUCGAACGGCAGUCUUGAUAGGGUCACGCUGUUCUUGAACUUGGCCAAUGACCCAACAAUUGAGAGAAUCAUCACCCCCCGUUUGGCGCUGACAACAGCAGAGUAUUAUGCAUACCAGCUCGAGAAGCAUGUGUUGGUUAUUUUGACGGAUAUGAGUUCGUAUGCCGAUGCGUUGCGUGAGGUCUCAGCGGCUCGUGAAGAAGUCCCAGGUCGUCGUGGAUAUCCGGGAUACAUGUACACGGACUUGUCGACUAUCUAUGAACGUGCUGGACGUGUCCAAGGCCGAAACGGGUCAAUCACCCAGAUUCCGAUCCUGACGAUGCCUAAUGACGAUAUCACACACCCUAUUCCUGAUCUGACGGGCUAUAUUACGGAGGGUCAGAUCUUUGUUGACAGGCAAUUGUAUAACAGGCAGAUAUACCCUCCGAUCAAUGUGCUUCCGUCGUUGUCGCGUCUCAUGAAGAGCGCCAUCGGAGAGAAGCUGACGAGGAAGGACCAUGGUGAUGUGUCUAACCAGCUGUACGCCAAGUAUGCCAUUGGUCGCGACGCAGCGGCGAUGAAGGCUGUCGUUGGUGAAGAGGCACUGUCGGCAGAAGACAAACUAGCGUUGGAGUUCUUGGACAAGUUUGAGCACCAGUUUGUCGGCCAGGGCGCAUAUGAGUCGCGCACCAUCUUUGAGUCGCUGGAUUUGGCAUGGUCGCUCCUGCGCAUCUUCCCUAAGGAACAGCUGAAUCGGAUCAACCCUAAGAUCAUAGCAGAAUUCUACGGCCGAAAGCCGUCUGGAUCAGCCAGAAAAGGGCCAACCGACGGUGCCGAGGCUGGUGCUGAAGAAGACGAGGAAGAGAAGUUGAUUCAGAUAUGA